GAAGCCGCUGCCUCCCGGGAGCCGGCAGUGCGCUCCGGCUCCGCACCCGACGCGCGUCGCCCGCAGUCCCCUACCGCGCGGCCCGCGCCCCGCCGGCUCCCGUCACUGGGUAAGAGAAGACUGGAAGCAUGUCAGAGUUUUGGUUAAUUUCUGCCCCUGGCGAUAAGGAAAAUUUGCAAGCUCUGGAGAGGAUGAAUACUGUAACCUCCAAGUCCAACCUGUCUUAUAAUACCAAAUUCGCUAUUCCUGACUUCAAGGUGGGGACCUUGGAUUCCCUGGUUGGCCUCUCUGAUGAGUUGGGGAAACUCGACACCUUUGCUGAAAGCCUCAUAAGGAGAAUGGCUCAAAGCGUGGUGGAAGUCAUGGAGGACUCAAAGGGGAAGGUCCAGGAGCACCUCCUGGCAAACGGAGGCUUGAAAGAAAAAAUGAAAUGUUUAAAGAUUGACUUAACAUCCUUUGUGACCCACUUUGAAUGGGACAUGGCCAAAUAUCCUGCCAAGCAGCCGCUCGUGAGCGUGGCGGACACAAUAGCCAAGCAACUGGCGCAGAUCGAGAUGGACCUGAAGUCUCGAACGGCUGCCUACAACACUCUGAAGACAAACCUGGAGAACCUGGAAAAGAAAUCCAUGGGGAACCUCUUCACCCGGACACUGAGUGAUAUUGUGAGCAAAGAGGACUUUGUGCUGGAUUCUGAAUAUCUCGUCACACUUCUGGUCAUCGUCCCCAAACCAAACUACUCACAAUGGCAAAAAACCUACGAAUCUCUCUCAGACAUGGUGGUCCCUCGAUCAACCAAACUCAUUACUGAGGACAAGGAAGGGGGCCUUUUCACUGUGACUCUGUUUCGAAAAGUGAUUGAAGAUUUCAAAACCAAGGCCAAAGAAAACAAGUUCACUGUUCGUGAAUUUUACUAUGAUGAGAAAGAAAUUAAAAGGGAAAGGGAGGAGAUGGCCAGACUGCUAUCUGAUAAGAAGCAACAGUAUCAAACUUCCUGUGUUGCUCUUAAAAAGGGAUCAUCCACCUUCCCGGACCACAAGGUUAAGGUAACCCCGCUAGGUAACCCUGAUAGGCCCGCUGCGGGGCAGACCGACAGAGAGAGAGAGAGUGAGGGCGAGGGUGAGGGCCCCCUGCUGCGCUGGCUCAAGGUGAACUUCAGCGAAGCCUUCAUUGCCUGGAUCCACAUCAAGGCCCUGAGAGUGUUUGUGGAGUCCGUGCUCAGGUAUGGACUACCAGUGAACUUCCAGGCAGUGCUCCUGCAGCCGCAUAAGAAGUCAUCCACCAAGCGUUUAAGAGAGGUUCUAAACUCUGUCUUCCGACAUCUGGAUGAAGUAGCCGCUACAAGUAUACUGGAUGCAUCUGUGGAGAUCCCGGGACUGCAACUCAAUAACCAAGACUAUUUUCCUUAUGUCUACUUCCAUAUUGACCUUAGUCUUCUUGACUAGAGAGGCCAGCUGGCACCUGUCUCAUGUUCGUGCAGAUUAUUACAGACACCUCUUUCCUUUAGCCAGAGAAUGGUUCAAAUGUUUUACAGAACUAAGAUCUUUUUCAGAGAAAUUGCUCACAAAAGUUAGUGACAGUUGUAUUUAUUUUUUUAAGUUACAAUAAAAUGCUCUCAAGUCUUUUGAAUGUUCUAACAAAUUCAAAACUUCAUUUUCUGAAUGUUUUACAUAAAUACGAACUACCUGUUCGCAUUGGUAACCUACUGCUGUAUUUCAUGUCUUAAUGGCUAUUUUGAGGUUCGUAACAACAUAGAAAGCCUUGAACUGUAUAACCAGCUAGAUUCCUUAAUAAUUAGUCACUAGAGACAGCCCAAAGACAAAUAUUGGGCAGGAAAUCAGUUAUCAAUCACUGAGCCCGGUUUCCAUGUAAAAUCUCUGUUGCGGUGGGCAUAGAUGGCACCAUCUGAAGCAAAGAGGUCUUGUUUUUUGUUUAAAAAAGUUUAUGGGGAGGAAAGACAUCUGUGUAUCACUUCAAAAUAUUGAUUUACUGCUAAACAUCACUCUGAACUUAUGAUGUGGAUACUAAUUUCAUACAUUUAUUGGCAUUGUCCAAAAUAUUUUAUUCAUUAAUGGAAAAAGCCAUUAAUAUUCAAAUGAAGGAAUCACAUUAAAAAAAGCCCAUACAUAAGAAACAGCCUCCAAGAACAUUCAAGCAGCAGUCAAAGAGAGAAAAAUGUUUCGACAGCCAAGUUUUCUUCAAAAUAUUAUGUGACAGAAUACGACUCAAUUCACCGGCUAUAACAAUUCAUAGAAUUUUUCAAUGUUUUCUUGAGAUGCAAAAGUUCACUGUUGCAGUGUUUUCAAAUGACCAAUCAAGUACUACUUCUUGGUUAAAAGGCCACUGGUAGAGUCAUCUGAUUGUAGAGAAUGUCCCU
This is a messenger RNA of Pongo pygmaeus (Bornean orangutan), 2374 nucleotides long. RefSeq names its product ATPase H+ transporting V1 subunit C2 (gene ATP6V1C2). The transcript has 15 exons. The record is from RefSeq and is a predicted model, not a curated record. Gene Ontology annotation, cellular component: vacuolar proton-transporting V-type ATPase, V1 domain; lysosomal membrane. Gene Ontology annotation, molecular function: proton-transporting ATPase activity, rotational mechanism. Bases 129 to 1442 code for a protein of 437 amino acids. Gene Ontology annotation, biological process: proton transmembrane transport. NCBI's taxonomy places the organism in Eukaryota, Metazoa, Chordata, Mammalia, Primates, Hominidae.